Trachymyrmex septentrionalis is the source of this 1106-nucleotide messenger RNA. Its product is annotated as putative OPA3-like protein CG13603. Lineage: Eukaryota; Metazoa; Arthropoda; Insecta; Hymenoptera; Formicidae. Gene Ontology annotation, cellular component: mitochondrion. The record is from RefSeq and is a predicted model, not a curated record. The transcript is spliced from 4 exons. Gene Ontology annotation, biological process: regulation of lipid metabolic process. The coding region runs from base 128 to 625 and encodes 165 amino acids.
UCAAGAUGCUGUCACAUUUUCAUAUAAUGUGGAAACGAACAACUUAACCCCAAUUAUAAUUUUCUUCAUAUUAAAAUGGAAGUUUUAUUAAAUUAUUUCCUUUGAUGAGAGACAGACGCAUAUAGCUAUGGUAGUGCAAGGGUUUCCCGGUGCGAAUCUUAUUGGACAGCUCCUAAAACAAAUUACGCUGCCAUUAUCAAGGGCAAUAGUAAAACGUGUGAAGAAACGUCCGUUUUUAAGAAAACAUAUCCUGAUUCAACUGGGACAUUUUUAUUAUUUGUGCGAAGAUAUAAUAAAUCGGCGACAGAUUUCAGUUGUAAGAAUUAAAAAAAGAAACGAUAAUCACACAAUGGAAAUAGGAACAACACUACUACUCGAAGUAUUAAUCUUUGGAUUUUUGGGGAGUGUACUUGUAUAUGAAACACGAAAGGCUGUAGAGAGAUCGCGCGUCGUUGAGCAGCUGAAAAUUCAGGAGUUCAAUGACUUAGAGGCGAAGAAAGAUCGACUGAUACAGCAAGUCGCGGAUCAAGUGAUCUUGACGAAACGACUCAAAGAAAUCAUUGUAGAGUAUUCGAGACAAGUCGGAUGUACGUUACCGAGUGAUCCCGAGGAGAAAGGCGAAUAGAAUGCUCCAUUUGAUGUAAGGGAGCAAACCAACUCGGAGCGAACCAACUACAAAUUCAGGAAGUCCAAACCGGAACUGGCAACGAAGUUUGCAAUCUCUUACACAAAUACAUGCACGAGUAACGUUGUCUGUCUACGUGUAAUUAGUUCGUAUAAGUACAAGAUCGCUGGAGUUAAAACCGAUUCGCGCGGAGGAAUGUUUCCGGCAGGAGUCCGAUUACAAAUGUAGGUACUCUGCACUGGAGAAGCAGAACAUUUUUACGAUCUUCUUCCUUCGUUGUUCUUGACUAAAAAGAAAAGGUCUUUAGCGAAAAAAAAAAAAAAAAGAAAAAAGAAAAAGUAUAUUUAACAUUUCGCCUGAAAACGCCGAUUGUAAGGCGAAGAUUUAUCUCGUGCCUUCGUAUGUCUUAUACAAUCCCAAUGUUUUCAAAGCAAAAAAAAAACAUUUCUUUUAACUCUCUGAAUAAUACAUCUAUAUUUUA